UCUUGCUCGAAAGAUUGAAAAUAUUAGAUUUGAGACUUAAACAUUUCCGCAGAUUAACUUGAAAGUCCAGUCGCAAACAUGCUUAUGCUAAUGGAUUUUACCUUGAACUAGACGAUUUAAUUACAUGGUCAUUAAAACAUGAUUUUCCAAAAUCCCUCUUAAGAAUUUCAGUUAAUGAAAGUUGCAGUCGUACAAGACCAGUUUUCCGGGUUUCUGCGUCUCCAUCCUCCUAAACGUUGAUGCCUCAGAAAACAGCCAAAAUCCAACAAUUUAAUCACUGCCUUCUGAAUAAUAAAUGAGCAAAUAACAACAAAUUUGUUAAAACAUCGUCGCCAGUCUGGUGGGGAAAUCCUACCGCGAAAGGUCAUCAAGUUUAAACUGUAUCGGCUAAAGCCAGUGGUCGAUGUGAGCAACCAGUGGCCAGCACAUCCGAAGAUGUACUUUACAUGAAUCGGCGAUUCUAUUUGUUAACAACAAUCGGCGUUCUGAAACUGUUUGAGAAGUUGGUGAGUUUGAGAAGAGUUUCAACCUUGGAAACGUUUCCUGAAGAUUCACUAUUUGAUGCCAAUAUGAUUGGGCUGUUUAAUUUAUUGUCAGUGCUUGUUCUGGUAAAACUCUCCUUGGAGGCUGGAGGACGCAAUGUGAGUUCGCAGAUUUUUUUCCCUAGCGGCGACAGUUUCAGCGCCUCCCCGGAUUUCGAUCAAUUGCCAGCAGUUCAGGCCUUAGACCCAAAUGACUUGGUGGCCAUCAGGGGCUCCAGUGUAUAUGAGACGUUUGUGGAUGAUAUUAUAGCGAGAAGCACCGCCAGACUGACUGUGAAGAUUAACAAUUUGCUCAUUGCUCAGAACGGGCAUGACGACAAUGUCUUGUUCUCGCCCCUGAGUAUCACAAGUGUAUUGGCGUUGGUACUUUUGGGCUCGAAUGGGGCAACGUUCAAGGAAAUUUCGAACUUUUGGGGUCUUCAGAUCGGCAUUCCGGACAUCGAUCAGAAAUCCCAAAUUGUGCACGAGCAAUUCGGUCGCAUUAUCAAAAAACUAAACCGAACCGCUGGAUUUGAGCCUGGAGACGAGGUGGCUGUAGCUUCAGCUGUUUUCAUUCAGGAUGGUUAUCCAAUCAGGGAAAUUUACCGCAGCACAGCCCAAGAAGUGUAUCAAAGCAGCAUCGUGAAUGUGGACUUCCAAGCCAAUCCGUACAAGGCCCAGGCGCUGAUCAACAACUGGGUGGCUGAAAGGACGCGAAAUAAAAUCAAAAGCAUCCUCAACGAAGCUCCUAGUGGAGACACUCGCAUCAUCCUGGCCAGCGCCCUUUAUUUCAAAGCCGAAUGGGAGCAACACUUCUUCGUCGGCUUGACCAAGCGGCGCCCGUUCUUCGUUGAUGGGCGAUCUGUGAGCACCAACUUGGAAGUGGACCUGAUGGCCAAUGGGGGCGAGUUUCCCUAUCACAGAGACACGGAGUUGGGCUGCGAGAUUCUAGGGCUGCCCUACAAAGGCCGGAAAAGCACCAUGUAUGUGGUGAUGCCGUUUGAAUCCAGCAGGGCGAAGCUGAAGGAGUUUGAGUCGAAAAUUACUGAAGCUGAUCUCAGCCGCCUGGUGAAGCAGACGAAGGUGACUGGAGUGGUGCUGCUGAUGCCUCGCAUGAAAAUCGACGCCACUCUGGACCUGAAAGAUACUCUUAGAGCUCUGGGGGUGAGGUCGCUGUUCGACCCAUCAGCAUCCAACCUGGCGCUUUUAUCUCCCGGCCAACCGCAGCUGUACUCCAACAGCUCCAAUCACAGGGCUUCAGUCAGCGACCGUUUCGAUAGCUUCCAGAGCAUCGACAACAUCCGGCAGCUGAUUAACUCAGAGUCCAGCGACAACAGCUACCAAAACCCCGGCCUGUAUGCCAGCCAAGUGAUCCACAAAGUUUUUAUGGAUAUCACGGAAAAGGGCACUGAAGCAGCCGCUGCCACUGCAGUGAGCCUGUCAAGGGAUGGCAGUAGGGUCACUUUCAGGGUGGAUGUGCCCUUCAACUUCUUCAUUAGGCAUGAUGAAACUGAUAUGAUUUUGUUUUGGGGGUCCAUAGUGGUGCCGAAUCCCAGCUAUAAGACCGCACAGACCACCAGGGGGGGACUUUAAGCAAUAUAUUUUUUUGUGAGGGA
Molecule: messenger RNA, 2137 nt
Organism: Dendroctonus ponderosae (mountain pine beetle)
Lineage: Eukaryota; Metazoa; Arthropoda; Insecta; Coleoptera; Curculionidae
Product: serine protease inhibitor 28Dc
Exons: 9
Coding region: 447-2114 (555 amino acids)
Molecular function (GO): serine-type endopeptidase inhibitor activity
Source: RefSeq, a predicted model, not a curated record